AUGGAAGAGAUGGACCAAGCAGCCAUAGACAUGCAGUACCAGCUCCUCGCCGGCUACCGCACCCGCACAGCGCAACCGCGGUCCUCGGAGAGCGAGCGCAUCCGGUACCGCGCCUACACGGACGACGACAUGGCGGCCGCGGCGCGCGCCAUCGUCGAGGACGGCAUGUCGCUGCGGCGCGCCGCGGUCACGUUCAACGUGCCGCGGACGACGCUGGGCGAGCGCGUGGGCGACGCCCGACCGCGCGUUAUGCCCGCGCGCAACAAGCAGACCGCCGACGGCCAACGCAAGAACGCCACGCGCUACACGUGGAGCGAGGCCGACAUGGCCAAGGCGGUCGCCGCCGUGCAGGAGAGCGGGACUGAUGGCGGCCCGGCCCCGGCCCCGGCCCCGGCCAAAACCGCCGUCAACGCCGCCGCGAAGCGCUUCGGCGUCCCGGCCAGCGCCCUCAACGCGCGCAUGCGCGGCCGCGCGCCCCGUGAGCUCAGGGGCGAGACGAGCCGCCUCACGCUCGAGCAGGAGCGCCUGCUGGCGGACUGGGCGGCCGCGCAGGGCGCGCUCGGCUUCCCGCCGGCCAAGGACGACGUCUUCGACCUGGCGGACCGCGUCCUGAGGAAGCAGCAGCUGGGCCAGGGCAAUGCGGAUGAUAAGAAGAGGCUGGGCAAGCAGUGGAUCAACCACUGGAUGCGGCGCCAUCCAGACGUCGAGGUCUUGGAGUGGAAGGACCACUCGGCUCCAGCUCGGCCCCCGCGGCCGGCGGUGCUGACGGCGGGGGCGAAUCAGGAGGCGAACCCGGAGGCGAACCCGGAGGCGAACCCGGAGGCGAAUACUGAGGCUACUCCUGAGGCGUUCUCGGCGAGUACGUUUGAGGUUGUGGAUGGGUAG
Anthostomella pinea is the source of this 885-nucleotide messenger RNA. The record is from the annotation of a GenBank genome assembly. NCBI's taxonomy places the organism in Eukaryota, Fungi, Ascomycota, Sordariomycetes, Xylariales, Xylariaceae.